UUUCAUAAUAUCCGGUAUAGUGCCUAACAUUUUCCUAUUUUCGGCAAAAUGGCUACCUCGUUGCUGAAGGUCACUAGUAGCGCAGCUAGAAUUUUAAAUUCUACUCAAAGGUUACCUUUUGUUGCAGCCUUAGGCCAUAAGAGAUGGAAGUCUGCCCAAGCAUUGACCUACGAACAGGCAGUUCUCAACAUGCCAGAAACACGGGUUACCACUCUGGGGAAUGGUGUCAGGGUUGCCACAGAGGACUCUGGAAUCAUUACCAGCACUGUUGGUAUUUGGAUUGAUGCUGGUAGUAGGUAUGAAAAUGCUAAGAAUAAUGGUGUGGCACACUUCCUUGAACACAUGGCUUUUAAGGGCACAAAGAAAAGGACCCAGACAAACUUAGAGCUGGAAAUAGAAAACAUGGGAGCCCAUCUAAAUGCCUACACUUCUAGGGAACAGACUGUGUACUACGCCAAAUGUUUUGCUAAAGAUCUCCCUAAAGCUGUAGAGAUUUUGGCCGACAUUACACAGAACAGUUUACUGGGUGACCAGGAAAUUGAACGAGAGAGAGGUGUCAUUCUUAGAGAAAUGCAGGAAAUUGAAACCAAUCUACAAGAAGUUGUAUUUGAUCAUCUUCAUGCUAUGGCUUACCAAGGAACUUCUUUGGGACAAACUAUCUUGGGACCCACUGAAAACAUCAAAUCAAUCUCUCGCAAUGACCUGGUAGAAUAUAUUAGCAACCACUACAAAGGACCUCGCAUAGUUCUUGCAGCAGCUGGGGGAGUAAACCAUGAGGAGCUUUGCAGCCUGGCUGAUCAAUAUUUUGGAAAGAUGACUGCAGGUUAUGAUAAUGAAAUUCCAGUCCUGCCCCAGGCUAGAUUCACUGGUAGUGAGAUGAGGGUAAGAGAUGAUCAGAUGCCCUUGGCCCAUGUUGCCAUUGCUGUUGAAGGAUGUGGUUGGCAGAACCCAGACAACCUUGCACUGAUGGUUGCCAACACUUUGAUUGGCAGCUGGGACAGGUCACAUGGUGGGGGCUCCAACCUGCCGAGUCGACUGGCCCAGAACACAGUCAAGCUGAACCUGGCUCACAGCUUCCAAUCUUUCAAUACAUGCUACACAGACACUGGCUUGUGGGGUAUUUAUUUUGUUGCUGAUAAAUUACAGAUUGACAACUUUAUUUUUAAUGUACAGCAAGAAUGGAUGCGCCUGUGUGGUGGUGUCAGGGAGGGGGAAGUUGAGAGAGCCAAGAAUCUUUUGAUGACCAAUAUGCUGCUCCAACUUGAUGGCUCUACUCCAAUUUGUGAAGAUAUUGGAAGACAAAUGUUGUGCUAUGGUAGAAGGAUACCAAUUGAUGAGCUAGAGAUCAGACUAAAGGCCAUAAAUGCUGAUACCUUGAAGGCUGUGUGCACCAAGUACUUGUAUGACAAAUGUCCAGCUGUUGUAGGAGUUGGUCCUAUUGAAGCUUUAACAGAUUAUAACAUUGUGAGAGCUGGCAUGUAUUGGCUGAGGACAUAACACACACAACUUUAGGAUCAUGCAGUUAUUUUAUUUGUCUGAAACAAUGUGAGAAUGUUCAAUUUGAAACUAUACUCUUGUGGCCAUAUAAGAGUAAAGAAGAAAUCUUAAACAGUGCUGUUUUAAAGUUGUAGUAAUAUGAUUCAAACCUGAAAGCUGACAAUUGCCUGGUAGUUUAGAUUUUGUCUACAAAGUGCAGUUGAAGCCGUCAAUUUUGUCAUAAUUUGUUGUUUAUUCUGUAAUGAGAUGUUUGUCAGUUAUGGGAAGUAAAUUAAAAUUUUGUACAGUA
Messenger RNA from Physella acuta, 1786 nucleotides. RefSeq names its product mitochondrial-processing peptidase subunit beta. NCBI's taxonomy places the organism in Eukaryota, Metazoa, Mollusca, Gastropoda, Physidae. The record is from RefSeq and is a predicted model, not a curated record. Gene Ontology annotation, cellular component: mitochondrion. Gene Ontology annotation, molecular function: metalloendopeptidase activity; metal ion binding.